Molecule: messenger RNA, 288 nt
Organism: Pelagomonas calceolata
Lineage: Eukaryota; Pelagophyceae; Pelagomonadales; Pelagomonadaceae
Source: the annotation of a GenBank genome assembly
AUGGCAAAGGAGCGGACUGAUUGCGAGUUGGGGGCGCUCCCAUUUCACAUCGAGCGGAUUGCAUGGGCGAAAGCAAACGAAAAGAUCACGUCGCACCUGUGGUGGCCCCUGGGUCUGCCUCUUAACGCGAAGAAGAUGGCCGAUGACAUCUACAAGGAAAUUAUUAAGGAAAUGAAGGACGACGACAAAUUCGAUUAUGUCGCGGCUGGAAUUAAAAUCAAGGAAGAAAAGAAGGCCACCACCGAGAAAGACCCCGAGCUGCUUGGUGUGAGUGAUUCGCUUCCUUGA